Saccostrea echinata is the source of this 999-nucleotide messenger RNA. Its product is annotated as toll-like receptor 6. Bases 1 to 999 code for a protein of 332 amino acids. Gene Ontology annotation, biological process: immune response; toll-like receptor signaling pathway. The record is from RefSeq and is a predicted model, not a curated record. The transcript has a single exon. Gene Ontology annotation, molecular function: transmembrane signaling receptor activity. Gene Ontology annotation, cellular component: membrane. NCBI's taxonomy places the organism in Eukaryota, Metazoa, Mollusca, Bivalvia, Ostreida, Ostreidae.
AUGGUUGAUUUUUCAGAAAACGGUUUGAAGGAUCUACCCCCGAAUAUGUUUCGUAGCCAGAGGUCUUCAAUGAAGAAUAUGACACUCAGCAACAAUUUAUUUUCCACAAUACCACGUACCUUACUGCUCACUCCUAUGCUUAAAUUUCUUAAUUUUAGAUCCAACAAACUGGCCUCUUUUUCAGAUGAAUCCAUUUCUGUUAUUGACAAUUUACCCGACAUAAUGAUGGAUGUCAGAAGCAAUCCUUUCGACUGUUCUUGUAGCGCUCUUGCAUCCUUAAAAUGGAUUAAGGACAAUAUUAGAAAAUUUGUUCAUUUGAAUCUGACCUAUUGUAAUGAGGACCAGCAGAAAACUGUUCUUGAGGUUGUAACUAAUGUCCAAGCAUUAGAAUUAAAGUGCAUUUCCCAACUCUGGUUGGAUAUAUCCAUAUCAAUUUUGUCUAUAACAUUUUUGAUUAUGCUAGUGGUAACGAUAUUGUAUCGAUAUAGAAUGGUCCUUCGUUAUGGAAUUCUGAGAAUAAGGCUAUUCUGGAGACGUGGCUUUGCCCUUAAUUUUACCCGAGAAUCGGCUACUUUUGAUGCAUACAUAUCAUAUUCUCCUGUUGACUCCAUAUUUGUAACUUUGCAUCUCUAUCCUAAAUUGCAGAAAGAAAACCUUCGCAUUUCCUUCCAGGAUAAAGAUUUUGAACCCGGAAGUACCUUUGCAGAAGAGGUUGUUAAGUUUAUAAACAUAAGUAAAUGUGUUGUUUUUGUAGUUACAGAUACAUUUUUGAAAUAUGACUGGGGAACAUAUGAAAUCCAGGUCGCAAAGAUUCACGCAAUUCAUAAAAAUGCACGAAUUUUAUUAAUUAUAAAGGAUGACAUCGGAGUUGAAGAUCUUCCUCGAGAUCUCCUGUACAUUUGGUGGAAGAUUAAACCAAUCAGAUGGUCCGAUAGUAACAACGCAUCAAAGAAGGAACAGUUCUGGAAAAAAUUGAUUAAAGCUAUUAGGGAAUCUUAA